CUUUUGUUGUCACUGUCAAAACACAACAACCAAAAAAAAACACCUUUGCUCUAUAUUUUUAUAUUUUAUUUAUCUGUAUUCCUAAUAAAUGAUUCAUAUAACACCUAAUAUACCAACUGGAAUUUAACAAAUGUCGACUGCAUCAUGGGAGCCAAUAAUAUCGAGCUGCCCUUUUUUCCCCGAUACGAAACUGAUCUUUAUGGGAACGGACUAAUUCGUAUAUCCUGGUUUGAGCCGAAAUUUUCACAGUCUCACUAUAAUAUUCAUAAUAUUUCUAAUGGAAGUAAUGCAUGCACCUUAAUUGCGGUGCUAAUGGCGUCAAAGUUAAAGGAAUAUAAUGUUUUGAUCCACAACCCCCAAGAAAACUUAAAUAUAAGAUUGAUUCACCUUUUAGCCAUAAGCAUGCUCCAGGGCAAUAAAAUCCACGAAGAUCUGAAGAAAAAAAACAUGUUAAAGCAUAUUAAUCUUAAUAUUCCAGAAGCGAUUAAGUAUACCGAAAAAGAAACUUCAAAUUUGGUGGAGUGGAAAAGCUCAGUUUAUAUGGAGCGCCUUUCGAGAACACUGUGUGAGAAUAUAAAAAGCAAUUUCAAAGAAUGGGUGAAGCUAAGCGGAAAUGAAAUACCCGAUGAUUUAUAUAUUAUACUGGUUACAGAUUCCAGGACAGUUUUGUUUCUUUUACAAGCCAAAACCAAUACGGUUACCUUAUUUGAUUCCCACCAACAUACCACAGAUUACGGAGCUCUUAUAGCGGUCGCCAACAUACAGCAUUUAGGGCAGCUCUGCUACUGGUUUAAAGACAUCGUGAGGAAGUGCUACAAUGCAGAUCCGAAGCUUUACGAAUUGUCUUUUCUUUAUUUUAAAAACAAUAAAUAGAUAUUUUGUU
Messenger RNA from Anthonomus grandis grandis, 883 nucleotides. RefSeq lists its product as uncharacterized. The transcript is spliced from 4 exons. The record is from RefSeq and is a predicted model, not a curated record. Bases 145 to 873 code for a protein of 242 amino acids. Lineage: Eukaryota; Metazoa; Arthropoda; Insecta; Coleoptera; Curculionidae.